AUGGAGGAGCACACUGAAGCGCACGCUUACAAACCACUGCUUAGUCAAGAGUCCCUAAUUGAUGAAGUCGACUCAGAUUCUGACGAUUUAACUGUCAAGAAGAAACCUGUAAAAAAAAAAGAGCUCUCAAAACUGGGCUUUGAGUGGACCGUUCACAGCCUAAGAACCAGGGGUCCUUUUCUACCAGUCUCCAGCGUUCUGGGCAGUGUUCUGGACAGUGUUCUGGACAGUGUUCUGGACAGUGUUCUGGACAGCGUUCUGGACAGUGUUCUGGACAGUGUUCUGGACAGCGUUCUGGACAGUGUUCUGGGCAGUGUUCUGGGCAGUGUUCUGGGCAGUGUUCUGGGCAGCGUUCUGGACAGUGUUCUGGACAGUGUUCUGGGCAGGGUUCUGGACAGCGUUCUGGACAGUGUUCUGGACAGCGUUCUGGACAGUGUUCUGGACAGUGUUCUGGGCAGUGUUCUGGGCAGUAUUCUGGGCAGCGUUCUGGACAGUGUUCUGGACAGUGUUCUGGACAGUGUUCUGGGCAGCGUUCUGGACAGUGUUCUGGACAGUGUUCUGGACAGCGUUCUGGACAGUGGUCUGGGCAGCGUUCUGGGCAGGGUUCUGGACAGUGUUCUGGGCAGUGUUCUGGGCAGGGUUCUGGACAGUGUUCUGGACAGUGUUCUGGGCAGCGUUCUGGACAGCGUUCUGGACAGUGUUCUGGACAGUGUUCUGGGCAGUGUUCUGGACAGCGUUCUGGACAGCGUUCUGGACAGUGUUCUGGACAGUGUUCUGGGCAGCGUUCUGGACAGCGUUCUGGGCAGCGUUCUGGACAGUGUUCUGGACAGCGUUCUGGACAGCGUUCUGGACAGUGUUCUGGACAGUGUUCUGGGCAGCGUUCUGGACAGCGUUCUGGGCAGCGUUCUGGACAGUGUUCUGGACAGUGUUCUGGACAGUGUUCUGGGCAGCGUUCUGGACAGCGUUCUGGGCAGCGUUCUGGACAGUGUUCUGGACAGUGUUCUGGGCAGCGUUCUGGACAGCGUUCUGGACAGCGUUCUGGACAGUGUUCUGGACAGUGUUCUGGACAGUGUUCUGGACAGCGUUCAGGAGCUCUCAAAACUGGGCUUUGAGUGGACCGUUCACAGCCUAAGAACCAGGGGUCCUUUUCUACCAGUCUCCAGCGUUCUGGACAGUGUUCUGGACAGUGUUCUGGACAGCGUUCUGGACAGUGUUCUGGGCAGUGUUCUGGACAGUGUUCUGGACAGUGUUCUGGACAGUGUUCUGGACAGCGUUCUGGACAGUGUUUUGGACAGUGUUCUGGACAGCGUUCUGGACAGUGUUCUGGGCAGUGUUCUGGGCAGUGUUCUGGGCAGCGUUCUGGACAGUGUUCUGGACAGUGUUCUGGGCAGGGUUCUGGACAGCGUUCUGGACAGUGUUCUGGACAGUGUUCUGGGCAGUGUUCUGGGCAGUGUUCUGGGCAGCGUUCUGGACAGUGUUCUGGACAGUGUUCUGGACAGUGUUCUGGGCAGCGUUCUGGACAGUGUUCUGGACAGUGUUCUGGACAGCGUUCUGGACAGUGGUCUGGGCAGCGUUCUGGGCAGGGUUCUGGACAGUGUUCUGGGCAGUGUUCUGGGCAGGGUUCUGGACAGCGUUCUGGACAGCGUUCUGGACAGUGUUCUGGGCAGCGUUCUGGACAGCGUUCUGGGCAGCGUUCUGGACAGUGUUCUGGGCAGCGUUCUGGACAGUGUUCAGGGCCUUCUGGGCAGCGUUCUGGACAGUGUUCUGGACAGUGUUCUGGACAGCGUUCUGGACAGCGUUCUGGGCAGCGUUCUGGGCAGUGUUCUGGACAGCGUUCUGGACAGCGUUCUGGGCAGCGUUCUGGGCAGCGUUCUGGACAGUGUUCUGGACAGCGUUCUGGGCAGCGUUCUGGACAGCGUUCUGGACAGCGUUCUGGACAGUGUUCUGGACAGCGUUCUGGACAGCGUUCUGGACAGCGUUCUGGACAGCGUUCUGGACAGUGUUCUGGGCAGUGUUCUGGGCAGCGUUCUGGACAGUGUUCUGGACAGUGUUCUGGACAGCGUUCUGGACAGUGUUCUGGACAGUGUUCUGGGCAGCGUUCUGGACAGUGUUCUGGGCAGCGUUCUGGACAGUGUUCUGGACAGCGUUCUGGGCAGCGUUCUGGACAGCGUUCUGGACAGCGUUCUGGACAGUGUUCUGGACAGCGUUCUGGACAGUGUUCUGGGCAGUGUUCUGGGCAGCGUUCUGGACAGUGUUCUGGACAGUGUUCUGGGCAGCGUUCUGGACAGUGUUCUGGACAGUGUUCUGGACAGCGUUCUGGACAGUGUUCUGGGCAGUGUUCUGGACAGCGUUCUGGACAGUGUUCUGGACAAUGUUCUGGGCAGCGUUCUGGACAGUGUUCUGGGCAGCGUUCUGGACAGUGUUCUGGACAGCGUUCUGGACAGUGUUCUGGACAGUGUUCUGGGCAGCAUUCUGGACAGUGUUCUGGACAGCGUUCUGGGCAGCGUUCUGGACAGCGUUCUGGACAGCGUUCUGGACAGUGUUCUGGACAGCGUUCUGGACAGUGUUCUGGGCAGUGUUCUGGACAGUGUUCUGGACAGCGUUCUGGACAGCGUUCUGGACAGUGUUCUGGGCAGUGUUCUGGGCAGCGUUCUGGACAGUGUUCUGGACAGUGUUCUGGACAGCGUUCUGGACAGCGUUCUGGACAGCGUUCUGGACAGUGUUCUGGGCAGCGUUCUGGACAGCGUUCUGGACAGUGUUCUGGGCAGCGUUCUGGACAGUGUUCUGGACAGCGUUCUGGACAGUGUUCUGGGCAGUGUUCUGGACAGGGUUCUGGACAGUGUUCUGGACAGUGUUCUGGACAGUGUUCUGGGCAGCGUUCUGGGCAGUGUUCUGGACAGGGUUCUGGACAGUGUUCUGGAGGCGCGUCACACGCUGGAGGAAAGAGCGAGGAAGAGGCCCACAGCCCCCCUGGGACUCCAUUCCCACCGGCGCUUCCUGCGAUGGUUACGCAAGUGA
Messenger RNA from Knipowitschia caucasica, 3018 nucleotides. Lineage: Eukaryota; Metazoa; Chordata; Actinopteri; Gobiiformes; Gobiidae. The record is from the annotation of a GenBank genome assembly.